GCAAUAAAUAAAUAAAAAACAGAAGAAGAAAAUUGAAUACGUCAUUGAAAAACAUGGCGGCAUCGUUAGUGCGUUUUGUUCGCGGAGGUUUUAGCAGGACUUUGAAUCUUGCCAAUCAAAGCCCAUGUCUCUUGCAAGCGAGAUCUGAGGCUACUGAAACAAAACCCACUGUCAGACCCAAGGAUGCGGUCACCCAUAACCAACUUGCAGCUUUUGGAGAAUAUGUGGCUGAAAUGCUUCCUAAAUAUGUGCAGCAAGUCCAGGUGACGUGUUACAAUGAGUUGGAGGUGAUGAUCCAUCCUGACGGGGUCAUCCCUGUGUUGACCUUUCUGAGAGACCACAGCAACGCUCAGUUCCGUAACAUGAUUGACCUUACCGCAGUGGACAUACCCACCCGCCAGAAUCGCUUUGAGAUUGUAUACAACCUGCUCUCCCUGCGCUACAACUCCCGGAUCCGUUUGAAGACCUACACCGACGAGCUCACCCCAGUAGACUCCUCUGUGUCUGUCCACAAUGCAGCCAACUGGUACGAGAGGGAGGUGUGGGACAUGUAUGGAGUUUUCUUCGCCAACCACCCUGACCUGAGGCGUAUUCUGACAGAUUAUGGGUUUGAGGGGCAUCCAUUUAGGAAGGACUUCCCACUGUCUGGAUUUGUGGAGGUGCGUUAUGACGAUGAGGUGAAGCGUGUGGUGGCAGAGCCUGUGGAGCUCUCACAGGAGUUUCGGAAGUUUGACCUGAACAGCCCAUGGGAGGUGUUCCCAGCCCACCGUGAGGACAAGGCACCUGAGCUGCCAGCUGGGGAUAAGCCAGCUGACAAGUAACCAUCUACCCCAGAGAUAAAAUGCACACACCUAUAUAUAUAUAUAUAUAAUGACUGUACUGUUGAUGGACCCAUGUCCCGCUUGAGCCCACUAAAGUAUUUAUGUAAAUAAAAAAAAAAGGUAAACAUUUUA
Molecule: messenger RNA, 953 nt
Organism: Oncorhynchus nerka (sockeye salmon)
Lineage: Eukaryota; Metazoa; Chordata; Actinopteri; Salmoniformes; Salmonidae
Product: NADH dehydrogenase [ubiquinone] iron-sulfur protein 3, mitochondrial-like
Exons: 7
Coding region: 54-821 (255 amino acids)
Molecular function (GO): NADH dehydrogenase (ubiquinone) activity
Source: RefSeq, a predicted model, not a curated record